Molecule: messenger RNA, 589 nt
Organism: Aphidius gifuensis
Lineage: Eukaryota; Metazoa; Arthropoda; Insecta; Hymenoptera; Braconidae
Product: N-alpha-acetyltransferase 20-like
Exons: 6
Coding region: 4-525 (173 amino acids)
Biological process (GO): N-terminal peptidyl-methionine acetylation
Cellular component (GO): NatB complex
Molecular function (GO): protein-N-terminal amino-acid acetyltransferase activity
Source: RefSeq, a predicted model, not a curated record
AAAAUGUCUAUAAUCAGGCCAUUGACAUGUGAUGAUUUAUUUAAAUUCAAUAAUGUGAAUUUAGAUCCAUUGACUGAGACUUAUGGACUUCCAUUUUACAUGCUUUAUUUAGCACGUUGGCCAGAAUAUGUUCAACUUGCUGAAUCACCAAGUGGUGAAAUAAUGGGCUACAUAAUGGGAAAAGCUGAAGGUCGUGACGAAAAUUGGCAUGGUCAUGUAACAGCCCUUACAGUAUCACCAGAUUACAGAAGACUUGGUCUUGCUGCAAGAUUAAUGAAAUACCUUGAAGAUAUUUCUGAAAAAAAAGAAGCAUAUUUUGUUGAUUUAUUUGUACGUGUUAGUAAUAAAGUUGCUAUUCAAAUGUAUCAAGAAUUAGGAUAUAUUGUUUAUCGAACUGUGCUUGAGUAUUACUCUGGAAAUCCUGAUGAAGAUGCAUAUGAUAUGAGAAAAGCAUUGUCAAGAGAUGUUCAUCGACAAUCAGUUAUACCCUUGCCUUAUCCUGUUCGUCCUGAAGAUGUUGAAUGACAUUUUAACGAUGAAUAAAUUUAUCUUAAAUAAAAUAAAUAAAUAAAAAAUUUUAUAUUAUUAA